CCUGCCCACUGGCGUCAUGCUGAUCCCAAUAUGAAAAGCGUGUGAUUGUUUUCCGAACAAGACGGUGUGCGUAGAUAGUAGACCGGUUCUAUAUACACUCCAUGGAGUUUCUCCUCUCCUUUCAAUUGCAAGUCAGACCCGGUAAGACUCACACAGGGCGGUUCACACUGCACACCUCAGGAUAUUGAAGGUUUGCUGCAUCUCUUACAAUAAAAACAUGGAGGCGUCGUCAUCCUGUGCCCAGGUUGUCAGUAGCCACAGAGCAUCACUGCUGAUGAGUCUGAACCUCCAAAGACAACAAGCUCAGUUCUGUGACUGUGUGGUCAGACAGAGACUGAGCCCAGGUCAACUGUACCCAGCACACAGAUGUGUCCUUGCGGCUUCAAGUCCAGUGCUAGCGUCUAUUUUGUCCUCUAGCGGAGCCCUGGUGGAACUGCAGGAACCCUGUCUGUCCGGUUCGGUGCUGGCACAUCUUAUGGACUACAUUUAUACUGGAACGUUGCCAUACACUCGUACCCAGCAGUGCUAUUACAGUCUGCUCGCUGCCGCUCACUACCUGCAGAUGGACGAGCUACUCGAGGCCCUCAGGGCUUGGCAAGAAGCAAACGACUCUGACGUGAAAUCUUCAUGUAAAGACAGUGUGCGAACUGCAGCAAGUUCGCGGGACAAACAGCUUAAUCGGCAUUCAGACAAAUUUGAAAUAUGUCAUGCAGUCCAGGGGCAUUUGGCAAGUGUGGACUCCUGUGUCAAAGGCAGAGAAACGGGUAUAAAUUGUGCAAAUUGCUGUGGCAGAGACGAUGUGAAGAAUGAAAGCAACUGUUCGAGUUUGUCCGAGGACUGCACCAAUAAUUUAAACACAGUCAACUGCAGACAAGUGACUUAUGUGACACCUCGGGAGUUGAUUCAAAACGUCUCUCAUACCACUAAAGUACAUGGAGAGUCUAAAGUGGACAAAGAGGUGCAAAAGAAUCUAUUUCAAUCUUCUGGCAUUGUAGCACCACACACUUGGCAGAGGAGCACAGAAGACGAGCGAGUGAGCAAAGUUGGGGACAGUGAGGACAGUAGGUACUCGUUCCCAUCCUCAUCACCACAUCCAUGCAGUGGGGCGGUGCCUGUCAUCCGACAUAGCAGCAGGGCAGCUACGCUCCAGCUGGCACGAGAGUCUACAGUCCCUACACAGGCCUCAGUAAAAUCCAGCAGGAUCCCAGUCCCAAGAUCUGAAAGCACAGGCAGUGACAGCACUGUGGCAGGUAUUUCUACCAAACACACAAACCACAUACAGCAUCAGGAUCACAGAAACUGGGAUAACCUGAAUAGUUCAGAUCGAUGUUCAGCACAGGAUUUUAGUUGCAUAUCUGGCACGGAUCACCCUCACAUUCUAGAACAAAGUGGCAGUAGCAUCAGUGCAGAUUAUUUUAUGGAAGAGGAUGAGAACAUCCACCAUACUCAGAGAAAUAUUCACACUGAACAUCGCAGAGAUGAUUUAGGGCUGCGGAAUGAUGGUCCCAGUCGUUUUAACCGCAGAUCAAAGCAUAAAACUGAACUCAGGUUUGAUGAUCCGCCCUCCAAACAUCAGCCUCUGGAUGUGUCCGACAGCCACGGUGUAUCGGCAGAGAAGCUCUCACAACACCAGGGAGUUGUAGUUCCACUUCCUGUGGAGAAGUCAGAGGCAGAAAGCGACCCUCACUAUGAAGAUAUGUGUUCGGCCGAUGAGGAACAAAGCUACUCCAGCAAAUGUCCACCUGAAAUGGACAGACGAGACCUCCACUCUGAACUCUGUGAACCCAAGAAAGACUGGUGCCGUCAGCUGUAUAAACGUGAGACAAGCACACGAGACUCUCACCCUGACAACAGAGACACAGCACGGGGAGACAAAAGAAACCAUUGUGUUGUUUUCACCACUCCAGAGUCAGCAAGUGUAGAUAAUGACUGUGGGCAUCUCUUUGCCUCAAACCAUACGUCGGUAGAAGCUGAAAAAAUGUCAGAAAACGCAGAGAUGUGCUCGUCGUUCCCAGUGUCGACGGACAGCGAAAUGUGUGACCCCAUGUAUGAUGUAGUGGGACAGUCUUACUUUGGACAUCUUCAUUAUCACUGUCUACCCCAGGAGGACACACACCUACUGCACAUAGACUCUGACCACAAACACUACCCACCCAGCCACCCUGAUUAUUCAGACCAGACCAGUGACGAAGAGCAGGACGGGACCUUCGACAGUUCUGGUCAACACAGAGCUGCAGAGGCGACCCAGCAGGUUCUCCUGCUGGACAUUAGUGCUAAACCCGCCGAGUUGCUUGUGUCCUACAAACACAGAGCGGAUGAAGGGGAGAAAACAAACGACAGAGAGCAAAGGAAUGAGGUUGACGAGGCAAAUAAUAGACGUACUCCGGCAAAACUUGGAAGCGAGAGUUUUGUUGAGGGCAAGACUAAACCGUGGGAUGCGGAGACAAAAAGAGAAAGAGAUGCUGUAAGUAAAUACCAGAUAGACAUAAUACCAGGUCCUGAUGUCACACAUAAUACCGGAUUAACGGAGAAGGUUUCCGACCCCGAAACAGUUUGUUCACGCCCUGGUGUGCCAGACUCUUUACAAGACUUGAUGUCAUCUCACUCGUCUGUCUGCAUACCCUCUGCCCUUUCGGCCAGCAUGCCAAGGAAUAUAUCAACUCAUCUGUCAACGCCUCUUCACCCUUUCCAAUGUUUUCUGUGCGACCGCUCCUUCAGCCAGCGCGGCUCUCUGAAUAGACAUGUGAGGAGCCACCUCGGUGUGCGGCCCUUCCCCUGCCCCUGCUGCCCUAUGACCUUUUCCCGGCAGUACCGUGUCACUGAGCACAUGCGUGUUCACCAACGGUGUCCACAGGGCGGCGACUUUCCCAAGCACCCUGCCUCUUCAAUGUGAGGACAUAUACAGAAGUUGACAAUACAUGCAAAUAACAAAAAAAGUCCAUAAUUCAAAAUAGUUUUUUGUUUUUGUUUAAAUGGAGUUUAAUGCAAAAUAUGUGCAUGAGAAAC
This is a messenger RNA of Solea solea (common sole), 3006 nucleotides long. RefSeq lists its product as uncharacterized. The coding region runs from base 218 to 2893 and encodes 891 amino acids. NCBI's taxonomy places the organism in Eukaryota, Metazoa, Chordata, Actinopteri, Pleuronectiformes, Soleidae. The transcript has 3 exons. Gene Ontology annotation, cellular component: nucleus. Gene Ontology annotation, molecular function: RNA polymerase II cis-regulatory region sequence-specific DNA binding; DNA-binding transcription factor activity, RNA polymerase II-specific; protein binding. The record is from RefSeq and is a predicted model, not a curated record. Gene Ontology annotation, biological process: regulation of transcription by RNA polymerase II.